This is a messenger RNA of Scutellospora calospora, 335 nucleotides long. The record is from the annotation of a GenBank genome assembly. NCBI's taxonomy places the organism in Eukaryota, Fungi, Glomeromycota, Glomeromycetes, Diversisporales, Gigasporaceae.
AUAUUUAUUAUGAUCAGCCAGUGAAUAAGAGUUCUUUUAUUGAAACUAACACAUUUCCUGUUCCAGUGCUAAUGUUUUCAAACAUUCCAUAUAAGUCUUAUUUAAAUUGUUAUUUCACAUAUAAUGCUAAUAAUACCCGCGAAGAUAAUAAUGCAUGCUCUCAAUAUAUAAGACAGCCUAUAUUAAAUAACAGUACUUCUAAAUAUGAUGGCAACUUUUUAACUAAUGGAAAUUUAUUAUUUUCAACAAAUCCCAAUGAUGACUUAAAAGAUUUUGGAAUUAUGGACAUUCAUGUCUGUGAAACUAAUAUAGAUGAUAUCACAAUGUAUUACUGA